Messenger RNA from Panicum virgatum (switchgrass), 1312 nucleotides. Its product is annotated as glycine-rich cell wall structural protein 1-like. Bases 97 to 1047 code for a protein of 316 amino acids. The record is from RefSeq and is a predicted model, not a curated record. Lineage: Eukaryota; Viridiplantae; Streptophyta; Magnoliopsida; Poales; Poaceae. The transcript has a single exon.
GCGAGGCCACUGCACCGCACCGCAACGGGCUGGCUCGAGCUAGAAGAAGCAUCUUCUUCAGGAGUAGCUAGCUAGCUGCUGAUAGCGAUAGUAGCCAUGGGGAGCAAGGGAGCAGCGCUCGCGCUGCUGCUCUGCCUGAGCAGCGCGGCCGUGGGCGCGUGGGCUCGCCCGUUCGCCACCACCAAGGACGCCGCCAGGGACGAGAAGUUCCUCUGGCUCAAGAAGCACUUAGGCACGGGCCUCGGAGGUGGGAUCGGGAAGGGCGGUGGCGGCGGGUACGGUGGAGGCGGAGGCUAUGGCGGAGGAGGAGGAGGAGGCGGCGGGUACGGUGGAGGAGCCGGGGGUGGGUACGGCGGUGGCGCUGGGAUGGGCGGUGGCGUGGGCCACGGCAUCGGCGGCGGGUUUGGAAAAGGUGGCGGCCUCGGCCUCGGCGGCGGUGCUGGGCUUGGGCACGGCAUCGGCAAGGGCGGCGGCCUUGGUGGAGGGUACGGGAAAGGCGGAGGGCUCGGCCAUGGCAUCGGCGGCGGGUACGGCAAGGGUGGAGGCCUCGGCGGCGGAUACGGCAAGGGUGGUGGCCUUGGAGAAGGGAUUGGCCACGGCAUCGGUGGCGGCUACGGGAAGGGCGGCGGGCUCGGCGAAGGAAUCGGCCACGGCAUCGGCGGCGGCUACGGCAAGGGCGGCGGCAUCGGUGGCGGCUACGGAAAGGGCGGUGGUCUUGGUGGUGGUUACGGCAAGGGUGGCGGGCUCGGCGAAGGAAUCGGCCAUGGCAUCGGUGGAGGCUACGGCAAGGGCGGUGGCCUAGGCAGCGGGAUCGGCCACGGUAUUGGUGGCGGCUUCGGUAAGGGCGGCGGAAUCGGCCAUGGUGUCGGCGGCGGCUUUGGCAAGGGCGGCGGCCUUGGCGGAUCAGGAGGCGGUUACGGCGGUGGUGCUGGCAGCGGCGUCGGCGGCGGUGGCUUCGGCAAGGGCUUUGGGUUUGGGUUCGGCAACGGCGGCGGUGGAGGUGGCGGAGGCGGUGGCGGCGGCGGCGGCAUUGGCGGUCACCACUGAUAGAGAUACGCCGGCACGUGUUUUCCCCAGUUCCAUCACUUGAGCUCUACAUACCUCAGAGCAGAUCGUGUUUGGUCGUUGUGUGUCCUGUGCCCUCCGGUUUGUUGGAGGGAUUUGUUCGUGCAUGCUUUGUAUGAUUGUAUCUUUUUGUCAUUAAUUCCGGUGAUGGUGAUGCCAGUCACAAUAUUAUGCAAGUACGUACGUGAUCCAUGUAACGCUCCCUGAAUGAUUCGAGAAAUAUAAAUGAAGCCAAGCUUUUGUUGAA